GGAGCGAGGGAGGUGGGUUGGGGGAGCUCCGGGGGGUCACGGUGGGUCGGAGCUCCGGGCUCGCGCCCCCGCCCUCCCCGCCACGUGACGGCCUCCGCUCCCCAGCGGGUCCUGGCAGCACAUCCGGUCUCCCGGGCAUCGCUGGGCCCGCGCGGGCUGGCGGCGGAGAGCCUGAGGUCCACCUGCGCGCCCUUGCGCACCUCCAGCGCUCGACCUUCAGUUCCCUCCUCCCUUGGGCCCUUGCCGACCUCCGCUGCGUUUGCAGAAUGAAUCCCACGAAUUGAAGGAAUGCAGGAUUUCCUCUCAACUCUCUUCUUCGCUGGGUUUUUAGGGACAUGGACAGUUCGUGAUUUUUUUUUUUUUUAAGCCGGUUAUCAUCCUGGCCAUUGGAGCCUAGAAGAGAAAUUAAGGGACUCAUCAAGUUCUGAGCUGCUGCUGGAUAUUUUGCAGAAGACCAUGAAGCAUCCUCUGUGCGUGAAGCACCCACCGUCAGUGAAGUAUGCCCGGAGCUUUCUCUCUGAGCUCAUCAGAAAGCAUGAGGCUGUCCACACGGAGCCUUUGGACGAGCUGUAUGAGGCAUUGGCGGAGAUCCUGACAACUGAGGAGCCCACCCAGUGCCACCGGAGCUACCUGCUGCCCUCCGGGGACUCAGUCACGCUCUCCGAGAGCACGGCCAUCAUUUCCCACGGCACCACGGGCCUGGUCACGUGGAAUGCCGCGCUCUACCUGGCGGAAUGGGCCAUGGAGAACCCAGCGGCCUUCACUAACAGGACUGUCUUAGAGCUCGGCAGUGGAGCCGGCCUCACGGGCCUGGCCAUUUGCAAGACCUGCCGGCCCAGAGCAUACGUCUUCAGCGACUGUCACAGCCGUGUUCUCCAGCAGCUCCGAGGGAAUGUCCUUCUCAAUGGCCUCUCAUUACAGCCAAGCAUCACCACCCCAGCCCAGCACCCAGGACAUGACACCCCCGACACAGAGAGCCCCAGGGUGACGGUGGCCCAGCUGGACUGGGACAUUGUGACGGUCUCUCAGCUUGCUGCCCUCCAGCCAGACGUCGUCAUUGCCACAGAUGUGCUGUAUUGCCCAGAAACUGUCCUCUCCCUGGUCGGGGUCCUGCAGAAGCUCUCUGCCUGCCGGAAGGACCAGCGGGCUCCUGACGCCUACGUUGCCUUCACCGUCCGCAACCCGGAUACAUGCCAGCUGUUCACCACGGAGCUGGGCCAGGCUGGGAUCCCGUGGGAAGAAGUGCCUCAUCAUGACCAGAAACUGUUUCCUUACGAAGAGCACUCAGAGAUGGCAAUUCUGAAACUAAUGCUGUAGAUUUACAAAUGGUUUUGAGGAAUAAUGUGAAAAUUAAAUCACUAUCCUGCAAAGAAUCUGAUAAAACUUCCACUGGACUUGAAUAUUUGAAGAAUGUUAAAUUCUGAUUUGGGAACCACAAAAUGUUUUAAUAAAAUAUAAACU
This is a messenger RNA of Hippopotamus amphibius kiboko, 1461 nucleotides long. RefSeq names its product eukaryotic elongation factor 2 lysine methyltransferase (gene EEF2KMT). The coding region runs from base 457 to 1317 and encodes 286 amino acids. NCBI's taxonomy places the organism in Eukaryota, Metazoa, Chordata, Mammalia, Artiodactyla, Hippopotamidae. The transcript has 8 exons. The record is from RefSeq and is a predicted model, not a curated record.